UUGAAUCUCGCUGUCAAUGGAGAGUGAAUUUGUGCCAGUAUCGAGGGAGUUCAAAAGUCAUGUUACUGGAAGGGAUGGAGCCGUUUUAAAUACAAUAAGACAGACGUCUGGGGCGACAAUCACCUCAACAGAGGGAGACGAGGAAGGAUUUAUUAUAUUUGGGGAUUCAGAGCAGAGAGAAAUAGCAAGGAAACUUAUUUUGGAAAAGGUGGAGGAGAUAGAGAUUAAUACUUUUGAGGAGGUGGAAAUUCCAUCCAGAUAUAAAGGUUUAAUAAUUGGUAGGCACGGAGCUAAUCUUCAUGAGUUAAGCAACGAAACAGGAGCAGAAGUAACGCGGAAAGGAGGGGAGGUGCAUAUUACGAAAGGAACAAAGAAGCAAAGGAAACAUGUUAAACAGCUCAUUGGAAUAAAAAUUGCUAGAGCAAGACUGAGAGGGGUAAGAAACGAAUUUAAUAAAGUCUGUGGCUUCAUUGAUGGCUGGAAUCUCUCUGAAAACUGUAAACUGAAGUUGGUUUUAGUGCCUGGAAAAGAGGGGCAGUAUCGACUGAGACCUUCAAGUGAAGUAGGCCAACAGAAAUCUGUGAGCGACUCGCGUUAUCUGUCCAAACUUCAAGACGCUGUGUUGGAAUCACUCCGUAAAAUGAAAGGCCAUGGAGAAGCAAAGAAUCCUUUAGAGGCUGAUAUCUGGUGUCAUUUUGGAUCGGCUGUGAUCCGCGGACCUAAUGAAGGAGAGUGGAGUAUAGAUGAUGCAACAACAAGGUUUGAAUAUUCUGCCGAUGGAAAUUAUUGGAAGGUUGCAUUUCAAGAAGGCGUGGAUUUCAUAGCAGAUUUAUUCCAGAAUUAUUUCUAUGAAAAUACGCCGAAAGAAUAUCGUAAUUACGCCGCAAGAUUUGACUUAGCAUUCGUUACUCCAUGCAGUCAUCAAUUGAGAUGCAAGGUCUGGGUAGUGAAAAAGGAUGUUGAGGAGAAGUUUGAAAGAAUCCCAACCCCAGCCACUGACGUCAGAAAUAUCAUGGAGGAGAUUCACUUCACCGAUGAAUCCACUCGGUCACGAUGUGGAGGUUGGGUGGUUCUCCCAUCACGGAGAUAUUUACAAGCCGAUAUUUUGUUUCCCGGGUGCGAGUUUGAUUGCAGACUCAUAAUCAAUGAACAUGCAGGAAGGGCCAACAAGGUAGAUUAUGCGCCCGAUGAAGAGGUGAUACGUGUGUUGGCAAGAUAUCUUUGUGGGCUGACUUUUACAGAUGAUGACACGUUUGGCCUACGACUCCCUGAGAAGGAGAUGCCCAGGGGAUUUCAUCUGGUUCACAUGCGGCUUUCCAAACGAAAUGUGUACACGUCUAAACCUGGUUUCAGUGUCAUCCUGUCGAAAGAAAAAUCUUGGACCGCUGAUAUGAAAGAUGGAACAUUCAGAGAAUCGACUGAUGUACACCUACAUUGCGAAGAGUGGGACAGGCUACUCAGUGGUGGGCAGUGGCAACCAGAGAAUUUAGUGAGAAAGCUACCAGAGUUUCUCGAGUUUGUCAAGGAAGUUCAAUGCUUUGUUGUUGCCGCCUUAAAGAGCAAUGGAGUAGAAAGAAAAGUUCCUCCAUCGAUUCGUGCUCGAGGUCCUCAAGCUUUGGCAACCUAUUUAAAUGCCCUAGCCGAUGGUCAAGCUUGCGUCAAGAGAGUGCCUCUGAUGAUAGUUGGACAAGAUCGGUCUGGUAAAACCAGCGUCAAGAAGUCCUUGAGAGGGAUUUGCUUCAACCCAAACGAAGAUAGCACCCUGGGAAUUGAGGUCGAUCGUUAUCAGUUUAAAGUAACCACCGAAAUAUGGAAAACAGGAGAAAAAGACGAGGAGGCCAACAUUGAUACCACAGUUAUUUCAUUUGAGCAUAAUACAGCACGGUGGGUUGCAGACAAAUUGACGGUGCAUGAAAAAAUUGCUGAAGUCAAAAGAACAAGCUCAGCCGAGUCAGCUGGCUAUGAAGUAUCUGACACCCCAGUGAAAAGAGAACCCACUAAGACAAGUUACGCAGAUCUUCUAGAGCCAUCUAGAAAUCCAGCAUCAACCAAUACCACCGAUGAGGAACCUCAUUUACCAACGAAGGAAGUACGAAAUCCUACAGAAUUAGAACCAGAUGAAGAUUUGCUUACCACCACGCGGGAAAAAUUGCCGGAUUUCGACGAUGUUGCGAAGUUACUUCCCACGCUCCUUCGAGACAACUGGGAAGAUGAUAAAGAAGACAUCUACUCCAUACUGUGGGACUUUGCUGGACAGUCGGUGUAUUACGUGACGCACCCCCUCUUUCUCACAAGAAGAGCCAUCUACUUUUUGGUUUAUGACUUGAGUAGAAAUCCAAGCGACAAAGCCACACCAUUGAUGAAGCAAGGAGUUUACAAAGCGUUCAAUGCAGAUGAAUACAAUCUGAAAACGAAUUUUGACUAUUUAGACUUCUGGAUGAGUUCUUUGGCUGCUUUAGCGGACCCUGAGACGGUGUUGCCUUUCAAGAAAUUUCCCGCUGUUUUCCUGGUGUGCACACAUGCUGAUCAGCCCUAUUGCGCACGUGAUCCGGUUGAACUAGCCCAUGAAAUUUUUGGCGAUCUAAGGACCAAGCCAUAUGGUGCUCACUUGUUUGAUGUUUUUUGUGUUGAUAACACUAAGUCAGGCACAAAAUCAGAAUGUGAAGAAAUCGUGCGCUUGCGAGAGGGCGUACAUGGCGUUUCUAGAGAGUUACCACACGUAACCGAGGCUAUUCCGAUCAAGUGGUUGAAAUACGAAAAGGCCCUUCAAGCCCUCAAGGAAAGAGAUUACAAGUUUAUCCCUCUCGUGAGAGCGAAAGAGAUUGCUUCCAAAGUUUGUUACAUUAACUACAACGAGACACAGACAGUGCUAAACUUUUUGCACGAUCUGCGAGUUCUGAUUCACUUUGAUGACAGUCCAGAAUUAAGCGAGUUAGUUUUCUUGGAUAUUCAGUGGUUGAUUGAUGUGUUCAAGAAUGUAAUAACUGUCAGAGCCUUUCGUGAAGAGAAAAACUUUGCCCAUCUUUGGAAAAGACUCGAGAUCGAAGGAAUCCUGGAGGACGAACUUCUCAAACAUGUUUGGAAUUCUUUGAUUCCUCAGAGGGAAACCCACGAAAGUCUAAUUGCAAUUAUGGAAAAAUUCAGCUUGUUGUGUCCUUGGCCAUCAUCACAAGAUUUUCCCAAGAAGCGUUACAUAGUGCCUUCUAUGUUGCGAACGCCUCUACCUGAGGAGAUAUGUGAUCUCGUUGAAUCUGCAAAUAUACCUUCUCUUUUUAUCAAAUUUGACACAGGUCGGGUCCCUCUAGGCUUAUUUCCCCGAUUUGUAAUAGAAUUCCUUCUGAAGUGUGACAGAGAAUUUCCUCGCUUAGCUCUGCCACAACUUUAUAACAAUUUUGCCAGAUUUAACAACUUUCCGAAGCAAGGUCUCUCUGUGGUUCUCCUUUGCCACUCUUCCACAAUCGAGGUUGUUCUUGUCAGUGCUAAUGGUGGUAUUGAUAUGGUGAAUAUGGCCUCAAUUCAAGCCUUUCGCAGCCAACUAACUUCGAUCACUAAUCAAGUUCGGGACAAGUGCUUCUGGGUGAAGAACGUUGGGUGUGAUGUGUGUUUCUUAUGUCCUGUUUGUUCCCGUGGACGCGUGAUCAGUCUUUGUAAACUCCAUCACAAAAGAGGUUGUAAGCAAGAGGAAUGCCUUCACUUCAUUUCAGAGUUAGAUUUGGGCGAUGAAACGCAGGCCAUUUGCACCAAGUCUGUAGGCGCUGCGAAUAACCAAAUUCAGGUCAAGAAAUUCUAUCCAUGGAUUUCCUGUGCUGAACAAAAGGGUUUGUCCUCUUCAAAUGUAGCGGCUAGAUCACAUGGUGAAGCAAGUCAAAUCAGUCGAAUGAAGUCUGCCACAGCAUUGAAGGUGACUCUCCUGGGCAGUGAGUGGAGUUCGUCGAUGGGGGGCUUGUCCACCAUUAACAGACAGCUUGCCAUUCUGUUGGCCAAGCACUCUGAAGUGGAUGUUACUCUCCUUGUCCCACAAUCUGCCUGUUCUGAAGACGAGAAGAGAAUGGCAUCAUGUCACAAUGUUUCCAUCCAGGAAGCUAAGAAACUGGUUGGCUUUAGUGAUCCUCUUGAUUGGUUGAGUUUCCCACCAAGAGACCUUGUCAUUGACUUUGUGCUGGGUCAUGGUGCAAAGCUUGGUAGGCAAGCCCAAGUUAUCAGAAAUUCUCACAAUUGUAAGUGGAUUCAGGUGGUGCACACUGCACCCGAAGAACUUGCAAUGCACAAAAACUAUCCUGAGGCUAUUUCCAAAGGUGAAGAGAAGAAUUUAACCGAAGUGGAGUUGUGCAAGUUGGCAGAUGCUGUGCUAGCAGUUGGACCAAAGCUAACAGACGCUUUCUCUGCUCAGCUCCGCUCAUGCAAGAGUCAGGAAGACAUCCUUCAACUGACUCCUGGAACUUUCCGCGAGUUCUAUGACGUAAAACAGGCCGAAAAGGAGAGUAACAAGUUCAGGGUACUGACGUUCGGCCGUGGUGAUCCAGAGGACUUUAGUCUUAAAGGCUACGAUAUCUCUGCCAGAGCAAUAUUUGAGCUAAAAGACAGGUCUUACAGUCUCAUAUUCGUGGGUGCACCUGAAGGUAAACAGGAUGAGGUUAAAGCAAAUUUGCUGAAGAGUGGAAUUAAUAAAAGCCAGCUGAUCGUGAGAAAGUUCGUUCAAAGCAAAGAGAAAUUGAAAGAAUUAUUUUGUGAAGUUGAUCUCUGCAUCAUGCCCUCCAGAACAGAGGGUUUUGGUUUGACGGCGUUAGAAGCGUUAUCUGCUGGUCUUCCCAUUCUUGUCAGUGGCAACUCAGGAUUUGGUGAAGCACUGUGCACCGUACCAUCAGGCAAAUCAUUCGUGGUGGAGUCUGAGGACCCUGGGGAGUGGGCAAAGGCAAUUGCUGGCAUCCAACAGAGGGAAAGAUCGGUUCGACUUCAAGAUAUUCAGCAACUAAGGAGCUCCUAUGAGGAGAAGUUUAGUUGGGAGAAACAGUGUGACAUUCUCUUGGAGAAGAUGAGGGACAUAGUUCAUGGUUCUCUCGACCGAAUCAUUCAGGAACUUCAGCAGAUACAACUCGAUGCAAGCAAAGUCAAGAGCAGAACAGAUCUAUCAUUGGGGCUGAGGAAUAUUGCAUCCGACAGGGGUUUCAGAAUAUCUGACAAUGAAGGAUUAGGAAAUUGCAUAUUCUUUGCCUUGUCCGAACAACUGGAAAUUGUUAAGGGAAUCAAAAUCCCACAUGGCGAAUUAAGACAGAACUUAGUCCAGUACCUCAGGAGUAACCCAAAACUUCCGGAUGGAACAGAUCUGUUUCACUUCGUCCAUGGACAUCAAACAUGGACUGAAUACCUCGUAUGCAUGGAACAAGAUGGCGCUUGGGGUGAUCACGUGAUUCUGUGGGCCGCAGCAAACUACUUUGAAACGUGCAUUCGUGUUGUCAGCAGUCUAUCCAAUAGCAAUGAUGUAGUCAUUACGCCACAUUUUCCAGCUGACGAAAGCAAACCUCUUGUGCUGGGACAUAUUCAUGAGGUGCACUAUGUCAGCCUUCAACCCGUGCAAGGUUACGAUGGCAGGCCCCUACAGUCACUUUGAUCGCCCCUUGUGAAAAGCCCGGCCUUGCAGAAGGACUACAUGGGUAUACAAAUUAUUGAUGCAAAUUGGCCAACUUGAACAUUCUUCGGCCUGAUUUAUCCUAUGUGAACUUCAAAAGCUUAGAUUUAAUUUCAGAGGUUCUAUAAUAUUAGUUUUCCAAUGUAUCGCAUGAAAAGAAAAACAACUCAAAUGACAAAGGAAAAACAAAAAAAGACAUCACACCGUGAAAAGUCAUCUUAUCUAUACAAAAGUGUACAAGUCUACGAGAAACAAAACACUCUCACUAAUAUAAACCUUUAUUUAGGGUGCUCGAAACAUGAACUCGAUUACUCUUAAUUUUAAUGGACUAGCAAAAAAAUUUUAUUGCUACGUACCAUCUGUAUGUACAACUGAAUAACAACUAUAAACAAUUGCAGUAAACUAGCAAGCUAUUUAAUGUAUUCUUAAUAUAUCAAAUUUUUAAAACGUAAUCGAGGUAAUUUUUAUACAAUGAAAAAAUAGCACAUUCAAUCACGGUUUCAAUCACACCGUGCAAUCCGAAUGUUGCUUUAGGCUCUACGAUACCAUGAUCUCAGCAAUGCAUGGAAUAAGCAGCACUUACAGUAAUAUGCCUUUCGCCUACACGUCGACGCGCUCCUCGUCUCUCGCACGUGCAGUUCCAUUUCUCGCUCAUGCGACAUUUUUCGUGCGUUGUGCCUCGUUUGUCGACAUUGGUUUCCUACAGUGAAGAUAAGAUUUCAUUUGAUUGGCUUCUCCAUUGUCACUUACGAAGAAAAAAAAAGGGAUUAUUGGGGGUUAACAGCAAUCCUUCUUUCCGAGUCCAGUUAUGAAUCAAACAAUAACAGUUGUUAUCGGUUAAGAACAAGAACUUGGAUGUUUCACGUAACAUCAUAUGUCGUACAAAAUCAGAUUUGAUCAGCUCUCUAUGCAACGUCAUAGCGAUUUCCAUUCCCUUUGCGGAACUUAGAUCUGAGCUAAUGAACGAAUGGAAUAGUUUACCUUAUCAUAUUAGACAAUCAGAUAGUAUUGCAGCCAUUAAAAGAAAUUUUUUAAAUUCUAUUAAGGAUAAUAAGAACUUUUAUUUUAAUAUUUGUGUAUACUUUUCUUACACCUCAAUUAGUAGGACAUCCCUAGCAUGGUGCGUCAGCGCUUUUGGUUUUCUCCAUCUCCACAACGUUUCUUUAUCGCAGUGAUCAAUUUAAUUUAUUGUCUACCUUUAAUCUAGUAAGUGUAAUCUGUAAUAAUAAUAAAUUAAAGAGAUCA
Pocillopora verrucosa is the source of this 6871-nucleotide messenger RNA. The record is from RefSeq and is a predicted model, not a curated record. Lineage: Eukaryota; Metazoa; Cnidaria; Anthozoa; Scleractinia; Pocilloporidae.